Messenger RNA from Trypanosoma grayi, 2289 nucleotides. RefSeq lists its product as hypothetical. The transcript has a single exon. Lineage: Eukaryota; Euglenozoa; Kinetoplastea; Trypanosomatida; Trypanosomatidae. The record is from RefSeq and is a predicted model, not a curated record. Gene Ontology annotation, biological process: organelle organization. The coding region runs from base 1 to 2289 and encodes 762 amino acids. Gene Ontology annotation, cellular component: cytoplasm.
AUGGUCCGACUGCCUCCCCACCAGCUGCCGCAGGAACGCACGACGCGGGUGACAGCAGCCGCCCGCCAGAGGCCACCUGCCUCGUCGUCCUCGCGUUCUGUAGCAGCGGCAGCAACAUCAUUGACUGCCAAGAGGCCCCUCAUUUACUGGCAGGCCGUGGGGGGACCAGCGCUGCUCUUCCGUGGGCCGCUGGGCAACGCAGUGGGGGAGGCGCCGGCAGGCUCUGUCAUACGUGAAGUCCGCCGCUACAAGGACCCAUUUGGCAGCUGGUGGGCCGCGUCGAGGGUGGAAGACGGCACUACAGUGUGGGUGCUGCUCUCGGUGAACGAUGCGACAAAUGGGGAUGGGGAAACCGCAUGCUGGCAGAGAGUUUACGACGAACGCUUUCUUACAGAAGCGCCUGAGAGCUCUGAUCAUCCAAAAGAAACGGGACCAGAGCGUGAGCUUAUUUCAACGGAGAAGAAUACGAGGACCCUCCCACCGUUGGACACUCUGCUUCGUGAUAUCCAGCUUCUGGAAGAGUGUUGGCAAAACGUAGCCGCUACGCCUGGGACGGGGCGGAAUUGGAAUGAGGAAUACCAGCAGCUCGUAGAAAUGGUCCUCUUUGGUGUGUGGGAGAAGAGUGUUGCGACGAGGGAGAAACUGCGCAUGUUUAUGGGGGAGUUUGCAAGAGCAGCUGAGGACGCAGCGUUCACUCUGCUAGCGGACCUUCUGCGCCCCUCUUCAGAGCGUGAGGCGCGGGCCACGAAGUGUGGCACGAUGGGGACAUUUCAGCACAAUAACCUUCUUGUGAGGCUCGUCCUUGAUGACGGUGAUGGAAAUUGCAAAGGCGAUGUGCAUGCCUGGCAGGUGGCGUCUCAGUCCAUGCAGGCAGUGCAGCUGGUUGCACUAGAGGGCCCCAAGCGGCUUCUGUCAACACCACCAACUGCGCUCGUCACGUUCACGGGGUUUCGUCUCAUUGUGACUGCAAUACCUCCUGUUGCGGUGAGCGGUGUUGUGUACCUCCCGCUACAAGAAUUGGAGCGCAGAUUGGACCCGCCAGAGUUUGUCAAGUCUCAAAUGAUGGAUCUGGGUCAGUCUAUGGGACUUCAGCUACACAACAUGAUUCUGCCGACAAGAGACGCACUUCCGGUGACUCUGCCUGUAGAUGUUGCUGUGGUUGUGGGCCACGAUAAACGCCUUUACAUCAUGAAUGCCUCGCGUGUGUUACCACACAUCGCCACAGUCGCAAGUGGGGCACCCGGUACGGAAAAAGCAGCAGGACUACGUUUCCGACCAGAGUUUUUGCUUUCAUGGGGCCGACUUCUGAGCCCUGACGCCUUUGUGGAGAAUGCCGCAACUCCUGAAGACAAUGCCGCGGUUGUCGAGGCAACGGAAUGCUUGCAUGCAGAGCUGAUCCCUGCCGUGGCGGAAAUGCUUGAUUUUCACCGUGCCGUUGAUGUUCCCCGGCAAGAUAACGCAGAAUGCACGCUGUGUUCUCUCACAAUGGAGAAUGAACUGCGUUUUGUUGUCUGUCGUGGGGAUGACAUGUGCUGCAACAUCUGCUCCCACUGCUACACUAAGCGGCUCUCUGAAGAAAAGAAGCACUCGAAUCUUUUUGGCGAUGCUGUUAAGUGUGGCAGCACUCCACGUGGCCCAAAGGGACUCUUGGUAGAGCCCUCGCUGACCUCUAUUUUCCACGCCAACGGACUGAACAUGCGCUUUCUGCCGUUUGUUUAUCAUCGCAUUUCGGAGGCAUCUCGCUUUGCGGUGGGACAUUACCUUGAGAUUGAGAUGAUUGCACGAGCCGCCGUGCGUGUUCUUCGUGAUAAGCUUCGUCGCACUGCGCAAACUAUAGGUGAUGUGAAGACGAUAUGUCAGGAUUUUCUCUUGGGUCUGUUGCAGUCCUCUGGUGCGACGGCGGAGCGUUUCUGGGCGAAGGAUCUGGGCCCUGCGUUGGAGAGUUUGUACGGCCUGCAGGAACCAUUUGACACCGUAGAUAUAGAUAUUGAGCUACUCUAUCAUCGUGUGGAACAGCUGUCCGGUGUUUUUCUAGACAAGGCAAGUGUGGCGUCCUUCCACUCUGAAAAGCCGUUUCUUCAGAUUGCGGAAGUUCGGCCGUUGGUCAAGACGAUACAACCACCCCAUGUGGAGGAUGAGGCCUCUCACAGCAAGACACGCGCAGCGCUGCUGCAACGCUUGGAGGACGUCCUGCUGUUUUGGAUUGGUGCUUCCUCAAAGAGUGAGGAAAGUGGCGGCAAGGAGCUGGCACAACCGUUCUACCUGACGGAGCGAGACAGUUGGGUGUAG